AUGAAAUAGUUUCAGGGGUGACUCAAGCCACCGUCAUAACGUUUUGCUGACAAUGAUGUUCCCGACAAACUCGUAAUGGGACAUUUGGAGCAAUUCGACGCGUAUUCAUGGAAAAGAUUCGAUCUUCAGCGCAAUUACAAGAAAUUUGAACACGUUCUCCGUGAUUUAGCUGGUAGCUGUAUCAGCAGGCCCAUGAGUACGAGUAAGGCUUGGCAAUCGAGAGGCGAGGGCGAGAGCCAUCCAUGACUUAAAUGUUGUGCUACUACUAUAUUGCAAGGUGGAGCAUUUAUUGACCUUUAUGUACAUGUUAGAUGAUUUUGAAUUGCAAUACAUUGAAUGAGUUAUGUUUCGAGCCCUCUCAGUAUCAAAGAUCAAGUUUUCAUAGAGGGUUUAAUAUGGCCGUUGCUGAUAAAGCUGAGAUGGGUGUUCAAAUUGUUGUGGUCUUUGAAGGCAGAAAGUGCACACGAAGCAACAUUUUCGUAAAACGUUUCGCUCUCACUCAUAAACGUCCGAGGGCUAUGCCGCAUCGAAGCGAGUAUAUCUGUCGAAUCGGACUGACCAAAGCCAUAUUCACAGCAUGAAAUUAAUGUUAAUAUCAUUGCUAAGGUUUGCUUUAG
Messenger RNA from Plasmopara halstedii, 617 nucleotides. RefSeq lists its product as uncharacterized. The record is from RefSeq and is a predicted model, not a curated record. NCBI's taxonomy places the organism in Eukaryota, Oomycota, Peronosporomycetes, Peronosporales, Peronosporaceae. The transcript has a single exon. Bases 312 to 581 code for a protein of 89 amino acids.